This is a messenger RNA of Diaporthe batatas, 4327 nucleotides long. RefSeq lists its product as uncharacterized. The transcript has 3 exons. The coding region runs from base 585 to 2330 and encodes 581 amino acids. Gene Ontology annotation, molecular function: sphingosine-1-phosphate phosphatase activity. The record is from RefSeq and is a predicted model, not a curated record. Gene Ontology annotation, cellular component: endoplasmic reticulum membrane. NCBI's taxonomy places the organism in Eukaryota, Fungi, Ascomycota, Sordariomycetes, Diaporthales, Diaporthaceae.
UCUCACCUCACCCUCAGGAACAAGCUGCUUACUUUUCCAGGGGUCCUGCAGCCACAGAGAACCGACGGGCCCCGCUGACGUGACAGGCAGGUUGGCAGGGCUUGCAGGGAACCGGCUCUUGUUCCUCAUCCCUGUCGACCACUUGCCACGGUCCUGCCCUCCUCGCCUGCUCGCACGUCACGAGUAGUAGGCAGAUUACGGAGUACAGGAGCUGUUUACCUACCAGGCAACCAGGCCACCAGGUAGCCGCUGCCGUCUUGACGAUCACUUCAUCCCUCUUGAACCUGCGGGGGACCGACUGCUCGCUGCACUGCACUACACUGCACUGCACUGAACCGGCUCGAACUAGGCCGACCCGACCCGACGACCACACGCAUCCAUCUAUCUAUCUUAUCGAUACCGCACCGGCCCUGCGGCCCUCGCCAUCUUUCCAACCUCGCUCCCGCGCGCGACAGCUGCUGCAGCCCGGCUUCACGCCACCCGUCCCAACCCGGUCAAUGCCUCUGCGACCCGUGUCUCUGAAGCGCAGCAUCACGUACCGAGGCCGGCUGGACACGUGAGGAGGAGGAUCCGAUCCGUGGUCCAUGAAUCGAACACAUCAUGGCUCCGGCUCCGGCUCAGGCUCAGAGCUCCACGGCGCCCCGCCCAACUCGAACCUGCACAAGCCAGCCCCGGCCCUGCCCAACGGCCACGAGGCCAAGGCCGAGGUCAUCGACGCCGGCCUGAGGAGCCUGGACCACUACAGACAGACACUCCCGUCAUGGCGCUACAGCCUCCGCCAGGCCAUGCUGCCCCUGAUCCGCUGGGAGACGCCCUACCUCGCAUACUUCCAGGAUGCCGUGCGCACGCCUGCCCUCGAUAGCUAUUUUGCCAUCACGGCCAACCUCGGCACCCACACCUUCUUCAUGAUCGGCCUGCCCAUCCUGUUCUGGUGUGGGUUUCCUGCCUUUGGCAAGGGGCUCGUACACAUCCUGGCCGAGGGCGUCUUCUUCACAGGCUUCAUCAAGGACAUGUUCUCGCUGCCCCGCCCGCUCUCGCCCCCGCUGAACCGCAUCACCAUGUCAGGCUCCGCCGCCCUGGAAUACGGCUUCCCCUCCACCCACUCUGCCAACGCCGUCUCCGUUGCUGUGUAUGCUGUCUUGUGCUUGCGGUCUGGUGAGAGCAGUCUCGCCCCCACCACGGCGCUCAUGCUUGAGCUGUUGGGCUAUUUCUACGCCGCAUCCAUCAUCAUCGGUCGCCUGUACUGUGGCAUGCAUGGUUUUCUCGACGUCAUUAUCGGCUCCGCUAUGGGGGCUGCCAUUUCGCUCGUCGAGUUCUAUUACGGCCCGCCCUUCGAUGCCUACCUCCAGGCUAGUGGCUGGACUGCGCCUCUGCUCGUGGCCCUGACCAUCAUUGUGUUGGUACGGGUUCAUCCUGAGCCUGCGGAUGACUGCCCCUGUUUCGACGACUCCGUCGCCUUCGCCGGCGUCAUGAUAGGGCUCGAGGCCGGCCUGUGGCACCUUGGCGCCGCGAACCUGGACGGACCUUUCCCGGGUCUUAGCUGGCCCGUCACCAUCGGGCGCAUCAUCUUCGGCGUGCUGACCAUCAUAGUCUGGCGCGAGUCCAUGAAACCCUUCUUGCUCAAGUCGCUCCCGUAUGUGUUCCGAGUCGUCGAGCGCCUGGGCGUGUCGCUCCCGAGGCGCUUCUUCGUGCCGGCGUCCGAGUAUAAGAAUAUCCCCAACCUCCUGCGUUUGCGCACGGACAACGUCCUGCCCACAAUGAGGGACUUUCCCGGGUUCGUCAAGACGCUGAGGGCGCCGACAAGGGGCCGCAGUGUCUCCAUUGGGCCGCAGAGCGCGGCCGAUGCGUACGAGGCGCUGGCGUACAGGGAGCGCAGACGGCGUGAGAGCAUCGGGUCCAACGGCAGCAUGAAGAGCCACGGUGACCUGCGCGAGAGGUUCCAAGCAGACGGGGUGGCGCUCUCAGCUGUAGCCAGUGAGGAUAAGGACCAUCACGGCGCGGGGAGGUCGACCGCCCUGGCCGAUUACGAGCAACAGAUGGGACAGGCGGCUGCGCGGGUCAUGCGGAGGUCGCCCAGCCCAAGCACGCCCAUGGUGAGGGAGGAGCCGGAGGACGAGGAGGGUCCCAUGAUAUUUGUCCAGCAGGAUCAGGAGGACGAGCUGGGCGAGAAGGAGAUGUUCUCACGGCUGGUCAAGCCCAGAGUUAAAUACGACGUGGAGGUCGUCACCAAGCUGGUGGUCUACACAGGCAUCGCUUGGCUCGCUGUGGAAGGUAUACCAUCCCUGCACGAGCUGCUAGGGAUUGGGAUCAGGCACCUGCAGGUGAAAUAGACGCAUGUUACCCAUGAGCAACGCAAAGCCCCGCGCGUGGGCACAAGGUCGUAUAGUGCUGGAGGAGUUACGAGCUGGGGGAUCAAUGUCCGCCUGGUCAGGGCUAUGUGUAAUCACUAAUGUACGAUGCAUGAAGGCACGCUUGUCUAUACAAGACCUCUUUUUCUUUCUUUUUGGAAUACGCUGUUGCCAGGCUGGACUUGGUCCAUCACUGAGCGCGUCCUAAGUCAGAAGUGUUGAGAUAUUUGUGGCGAUUGGUAGGCUUCUCGAUCGUGUCGGAAACUCCCUGCGUGGGGUUUUCACCACGUUCUGCAAGCUAUUUUGGGACAACAAUAGUCAUCAAAAGCUCCAAGAAUCGUCAACGCCGUCCGAGCUUCACCCCUGACCUAUCAUCGACGAUCUUCAUACAGACAUAUUUGCGGAGCGUAGAACAUGGGGUACUCAGCACCAAAGACAUGGAAACCUCGUUCGUUCCCCACCAGGUCGGUCGAUGUGCCUUAUUUGAUCUCGAUUUGGUUGGAUCUCCUCUUUUCCCCUUGUCCAAUCUGUGUUCUUGCGCCGAUACAUCUACACGCGUGCACAACUUAAGCCAUUGCGGCUUGAUCGACCUUAUCGAAAUUCCUAUGCGAUAUGAAUUUAAGAAGCCUCAAAGACAUGGGACUUCAUUUAUUGACACUACCGAUGCGAGGUCAUGGAGAACCUGUCCAACGGCUAGUGGUCAGGAGACAGCUGUUCUUCCUGAUCAACAGUCGUGCUACUGGCGGGGGACGCGCGGGCAAUGGCGAACUGCGGGAGGCAGGUCGAGCAAUAUCAAGCAUGCACUGGUCACAGGGAGCAGGGAGCAGGGAGCAGGGGGGCACCAGCGACGGCGAGAUACAGGAAGAUACAUUGUCGACACCGAUCGAUCACCUAGCUGGCCUUUGCCUUGACGGUCCGGUCCCACCGCUUGUAGGCCGGGAUGCCCUCGAGGAAGGCAUUCCCCACCCAUAGCAGCCAGACCGCCGAGCCGCACGGCACCGCGGCGGGCGCGAGGCGCGAGCGGUGCAUGUACCAGGCCUCUGCGACGUGGAUGGCCAGCACGGGCAGGAAGAGCACCUCGACGAGCCAGAUGAAGGCGACGGGCCCGCGGGGGAAGCGGACGGCCUCGAGGGCGGCCCAGGCGGGGGACCCGGGCGUCACGAGGCCGCCGUAGACCAGGCCCGCGCACAGGAAGUAGAAGGACACGCCUGCGAGGCUGAUCCAGUCUGUCCCCUGCGGCGGGACGUAGCGCGGGGAGGAGGGGGGCGGCGCGCUGGGGCCGGGGCCGGGGCCGGGGCUGAUGUGCUCGGCCUCGGCGGCGGCGGGGGCAGCAUGGGAAGCGGCCUCGGCCUCAUUGCCAUCGCUGUCAAGUCCCAGGGCCUUGCGCGCGUCGGUGGUCAUGGCCACCAGCUUUGCGCGGCGGUCGUCCCAGCUGUCCAUGGGCGGGGUGAUGGCGACGGCGUGGGUGCCCGAGGCGGAGCGGAUGGACAUGGACGUGAGGUCGAGGUCGAGCAUCUCUGCCCCCUCGGCCUCGGCGGCGGACAGGUGGGAGUAGUGCCGUAGGAUGGCCGACAUGUCCUCUGCAUGGUCCUUGUUCAUGUGGGCUAUGGUGCGCUUCUUGGUGGCCGGGUUGAUGCUGGGGGGGCCCCCUGCAGCACUGUUGGGGGAUGUUGCGGGCUGGGCAGCUGGUGUGCCUGACCGUGAGCGCGCCAGGGCUGCGGCUGAGGAGCGUGUGGUGACCAUGCUGGCGGCUCAGUCGAGAGGGAUGAAAUGCCAAUAACGAGGGCUGAUUUGGGAGAUGUGGUGAUGUUGGGCGAUGGUGGUGACGGAUGACUUGCAUGGAUGGCCUGCUCUGGAUGAGCUGCUCGCGGGUGUAGUCGGGUGGUAUUCAGUAAAAUCUGCGGCUACCCCCUGUCUGGUGCGCUGCUCUGCCCCAUGUGGGGAUGCAGCUGGGUGGCCUGGGAGUGUGGGGGUUUCCC